Messenger RNA from Papaver somniferum (opium poppy), 1203 nucleotides. RefSeq names its product peroxisomal membrane protein 11B-like. NCBI's taxonomy places the organism in Eukaryota, Viridiplantae, Streptophyta, Magnoliopsida, Ranunculales, Papaveraceae. Gene Ontology annotation, cellular component: peroxisomal membrane. The coding region runs from base 176 to 880 and encodes 234 amino acids. The transcript has a single exon. Gene Ontology annotation, biological process: peroxisome fission; regulation of peroxisome size. The record is from RefSeq and is a predicted model, not a curated record.
AAAACAAAUCUAUUUACAAUAAAAAAAUGUAAAAAACAAAUCCAACAAGAGCCAGACACUAGAUAUUAUCCAAAAAGAAAUCUGUGGCAUCCCUUAGUUUUCAAUAGAUUUUAAUUGUGACACCCAAAUACUAUCAUCAGCAAGUUUCACAGCAUUAUCAGAAACCUGAAAAGCCAUGAAUGAUACAUUAGAUAAGUUAGUAAUCUUUCUGGCAAAGAGAGAUGGUAUAGAUAAACUUGUGAAAACUUUUCAAUAUGUUUCAAAACUUGUUCAUUGGCAUGUUGAAUCAACCCAUCCUGAUUUUGCUGACCGAGCCAAAAAAUGGGAAGUUGCUUCCGGUCAUAGCCGUAAAGCAUUUCGAUCAGGUCGGUUCCUUACUGGCUUCAAUGCACUCCGAAGAAAUCCUGGUUCGUCCCCUACUUUUCAGUUACUUGCAGUUCUUGCCAAUGCUGGAGAGAUGGUUUAUUUCUUCUUUGAUCACUUCUUAUGGUUAUCAAGAAUAGGAGUUAUUGAUGCCAGGUUAGCUAAACGGAUGAGCUAUACUUCUGCUUUUGGAGAAGCUUUUGGCUAUGUUUUCUUCAUUAUAACAGACUUCAUUCUGAUAAAUGAAGGACUAAAAAUGCAGACGAAACUUCUCCUGCAAUCUGAAGUUUCGAAAGAUAGUAAUUCAACAGAGGAAGUUGAGACAAAGGAGAAGAGUCUCAAGAAAAUCAAAGAAGAUAGAGUGAUGAGAUUGAUGGGAAUGUCUGCUAACUUGGCUGACCUCAUCAUCGCGCUGGCUGAAAUCGAGCCAAAUCCAUUCUGCAACCAUGCUGUCACUCUUGGGAUUAGUGGAUUAGUCUCCGCAUGGGCUGGUUGGUACAGAAAUUGGCCUUCCUGAAAAAUUUGUCAUCACUGGAGUCAUCAAAAGCUGAGGUGAGACUGCUGAAAAAAGAAGGUACAUUUCGUCACCAAUUCAACUUUUGAGCAAAAAACACAUGAAUGUUAAGGAAUAUGUUUACUCUUGCUUUUUUUUUAUACUUUCAAGGAAACUGAAUGUAAAGUUAGAGCUGAGAAUCGAUAAAAUGGAUUACCCUUUAUAAGUGUAAUGAGAUUUUAUGUCUUGAGCUUCAUACUCCUACUGUGCUGCAUUGCUUAAUCAGUAAACAAUGAAGGGAAAAUCCUCAUCCUAACUAGUUAUAUAGAAACAGAUGGGUUCAUAAA